CAGGGGACAGCGGCUUCCUCCGAGUGAACAUAAUGUAUGAAGGCGAUGCCUGAGUAGCACAUCCUAGCCACCUAAUAUUGCCAGUUCCUCAGUGUGAGACGGCAGCGUCUGCGGUGGUGGUGUCUGUGGUCGUCACGGUGUUAUGUGUCAUCAGUGAAACCGAGUGACUCUCUGGACACUGGUGGGGCCGAGUGACUAUCUGGCGCAGCAGUGUGUUGUUAUCAGACCAGUGACGCGGCGUAAGGAGAAAAAAAGCUGUGCCCGCUUGUUGUGAAGCAGCGUCAUUGGCGACUUUGCUUAGUCGAUUAUCAAGCGUGCGUCGACGAUUCCCUCAGUCCGGAUGGAAUGAAGCCCCGUAAGGUCAGGUUUCCUCCCUGGCGGGGUUGUGGUGGCCUGUGUGGAGGGAGGAGCUUGAGCCUUGUUAUGCACACCCGCCCUCCCUCUGGCCUUCCCUCUCGGCCACUAUCACGCCACAACGCCAGGCUCAGCCCCUGCUUCUGUCAGCCUGUCUAAACCACUCCCAAGACUCUGCGGUGCGCGAAGCUGAGGCCCGGACAUGCAUCAGUGUUGUUCCGUGAAUAACCAAAGGAUAACCACAUACAUAAAAUAAUCUGGUGCGAAAAUGCGCGUGUGGGAGGUAGCAGCGGCGGUGGCGGGCUUCCUGGUGCUGAACGUGAAGGCGCUGGUGCUCGUGGCCCUCGACCUAUUCCGCCUGCUGGUGCCGCCCGAGGAGAAGUCAUUCGCCGCCCAACUCGUCCUGGUGACCGGCGCGGGACAGAACCUGGGGCGUGAGCUGGCCCUGCAGAUGUCCCGCCUCGGGGCCAAACUCAUCCUUCUUGACAUCAAUGAGAAACACAACCUCGCCACGGCAGAGCUGGUGAAGACCGAGGGCGGCGAGGCCCACGCGUACCACUGUGACGUGUCCGACCAAGAAGCCGUGGCCGCUGUGGCCGCCAGGAUCCGGCGCGAGGUGGGCCACCCGCGCUACGUGUUCAGCAACGCGGGCACCUACGAGCACAAGCCGUUCCUGAGCCACUCCAAGGAGGACAUUCUGAGGCUGGUCAACGUGAACCUCCUGGGCACCAUGUGGGUGGCGCGGGAGUUCCUCGGUCACAUGGUGAAGCACAACAGCGGCCACCUGGUGUGCAUCUCCUCCGUGCUCGGCUACAUGGGCCGCCAGAACGUGGUGCCCUACUGCGCCUCGAAGUUUGGGGUUAAAGGCUUGACGGAGGCCCUGGCGGAGGAGAUGAGGAUGGAGCGGCGGUCCGGCGUGCGGGUGACGGCGGUUCAUCCCUUCCUCAUCUCGAACGUAUCUGACGUCAAGCCAAACCUACGGUUCCCGUGGCUGUUUGAAGUGCUGGAGACGAGCGACGCGGCGGCCAGGAUCAUCAGGGGCGUCAGGAGAAACCAGGAGGAGAUCUUCCUGCCCGAGAAACUCAAACCCUUCAUGGUGUUCUCCAAAGUCUUGCCAAGAAAGCUCCGUCGCCUCUUCGGAGACUACAUGGAGUCGUAGUGUGUUGACACACAAGCAAUGACUAAAAAACCAACGCCUGCCUGGAAAGGGAUUUGUUACCAAAUAAUACUUUGCAUGCAUUAC
Messenger RNA from Eriocheir sinensis (Chinese mitten crab), 1597 nucleotides. Its product is annotated as epidermal retinol dehydrogenase 2-like. Gene Ontology annotation, cellular component: lipid droplet. NCBI's taxonomy places the organism in Eukaryota, Metazoa, Arthropoda, Malacostraca, Decapoda, Varunidae. The coding region runs from base 623 to 1513 and encodes 296 amino acids. Gene Ontology annotation, molecular function: oxidoreductase activity, acting on the CH-OH group of donors, NAD or NADP as acceptor. The transcript is spliced from 9 exons. The record is from RefSeq and is a predicted model, not a curated record.